This is a messenger RNA of Corylus avellana, 2544 nucleotides long. The record is from RefSeq and is a predicted model, not a curated record. NCBI's taxonomy places the organism in Eukaryota, Viridiplantae, Streptophyta, Magnoliopsida, Fagales, Betulaceae.
CCUAACCAUUCUGCUUUCCCGUUCUCUCUACAUUCUACUCAUUAACCCUAACUCCUGCAAAUAUUGCGAUCAAACAAACUCUAGGUAUUCUUGUCAGAAAACCCAGAGAGAAACCUUAGAGAUACUCUACUUCCCGAUUCCCCCUUCGGAUUUUUCAUUUGCCCUAAGUCUCGGAAAUAUUCAGACAAUCGUGAAUUAUCGGCAUUCUUUGUGAGCAAUUCCAUAGAGAAUUGAAAAGAAAGGCGGGGGAGAUAGCCUGAUUGGUUCUGAAACCCUAAAGUUACUUUACUUUCCAAGUCCCCCUUCAGAUUUUCCAUUAGCCCUAAGUUUUUGAAAUAUUGAGAUCAACCAAGAAUUUUGGGUAUUCUUUGCGAGCAGAGCCUGAAAAAAGAAAAGGAGAAAUGAAAAGAAAGGCGGGGGAGAUAGCCUGAUUGGUUCUGAAACCCUAAAGUUACUUUACUUUCCAAGUCCCCCUUCAGAUUUUCCAUUAGCCCUAAGUUUUUGAAAUAUUGAGAUCAACCAAGAAUUUUGGGUAUUCUUUGCGAGCAGAGCCUGAAAAAAGAAAAGGAGAAAUGAAAAGAAAGGCGGGGGAGAUAGCCUGAUUGGUUCUGAAACCCUAAAGUUACUUUACUUUCCAAGUCCCCCUUCAGAUUUUCCAUUAGCCCUAAGUUUUUGAAAUAUUGAGAUCAACCAAGAAUUUUGGGUAUUCUUUGCGAGCAGAGCCUGAAAAAAGAAAAGGAGAAAUGAAAAGAAAGGCAGAGGAGAGGCGGUGUGGUCAUGGAGAAAGUUGGGUGAGAGGGCCUAUGAUCGGUAAAGGAAGUUUUGGGUCCGUGUUUCUUGCCACUUUGAAGAAACCCAGGUCACGGUUCUCUUGUUUCCCUUCGGCCAUGGCUGUGAAAUCUGCAGAGGUAUCUGUUUCGGCUUCGCUUCAGAAGGAGAAAGAGGUUCUCGACAACGUCAAAGGUUGCCCUUAUGUGAUUGGCUGCUUUGGGGAAGAGAUUACGACCCAAGAUAACAGUGAGAUGGUUUACAAUUUGUUAUUGGAGUAUGCUUCUGGAGGAACCCUAGCUGAUUUAAUCGAGAAAUCUGAUGGUUGUGGGUUGCCCGAAUCCGAUGUUAAGCGCUACACCAAAUCGAUUCUCAAAGGGCUUCGUCACAUUCAUGACUGCGGUUAUGUGCACUGCGAUCUAAAGCCUGAGAAUGUUCUACUUGUUCCCACUAUUAAUUCUAGUGGUAAUUUUGUGGCAAAGAUCGGGGAUUUUGGGCUGGCGAAGAGGUCAGCACAGAGUAAGAAGAGGAGGUUCGACUUGGACCUUUACUUGAGAGGCACUCCGCUAUAUUUGGCCCCUGAAACAGUGAUUGAGAGGGUACAGGAGCCUUCCUCUGAUAUUUGGGCUCUGGGAUGUGUUGUGUGUAAGAUGCUUACUGGAAAAUCCCCUUGGGAUAGGGUGGAAGAGUUGAACACACAGGAUCUUUUACGUAUGAUUGGUGAUGGGCGUGAACUGCCUAAAAUUCCGAGUGACAUUUCUGAUGAAGCGAGGGGUUUCUUGAAGGCAUGUCUUGUGAGGAAACGCAUGUUCAGAUUCACGGCUGAGAUGCUAAUGGAUCAUACAUUUCUGGCCAGUGUAGGCGAGCAUGAUGAUGAAGUAAAGGAUAAAGGACUACUGGAUGUUCAGGAUGAAGAACUAGUGGCUGCUCCUAGUUUUUCAUGGUCCGAGACUGAUUCUGAGUUUAGUGGUUGUUCUUUUUCGGGUGAUUGGAGCUUGUAUUCUGAUGAUGCUUCAGCCUUUUCUUCUUGGCCAGAAGAAGAUGAGGAUUCAGAAGUGCAAUUCAUUGAGAGCUCUGGCAAAAAAGUCUCUCUUGUGGGUCCUUUGAACUGCCUGGCUUCAACCAUACCUAUUGGAGCUUAGCAGUGACUAUAGGAGAUUGUUGGAGCUCAGAUCUGGAAGUGCAAUCCUUUGGUAGCUCAGAUUCUGAGUUUAGUGGUUGUUCUUUUUCGGGUGAUUGGAGCUUGUAUUCUGAUGAUGCUUCAGCCUUUUCUUCUUGGCCAGAAGAAGAUGAGGAUUCAGAAGUGCAAUUCAUUGAGAGCUCUGGCAAAAAAGUCUCUCUUGUGGGUCCUUUGAACUGUCUGGCUUCAGCCAUACCUAAGCCUAUUGGAGCUUAGCAGUGACUAUAGGAGAUUGUUGGAGCUCAGAUCUGGAAGUGCAUUUCUUUGGUAGCUCAGAUAAAAGAGGGUCUCUUGUAGGCUCUUUGAACUGCCUCGCUUCAACAAUGUUUAUUGGAGCUUAGUGGUGACUAGUCAAUACGUAUGAACUUUUCAAUUGUACAUUUUAUAUGAUAUUUCUAGCUAGCUAGUUAUACUAACAUUUGGAAAGUAACAAUUCCAACAACUGUACAUUGCAUGUUCUGUCUUGCAAUAUUUUUUUGUACCAUCUCUGCCGUGACUGGCUAUAUUGGUAGAUUAGGAGCUCCCUUUACUAGAGGGUUACUAUGGAUCAACUUAACAUGUUGAAAAUUUAUGACAAAGACAUGCAAAAUUUUAUA